AUGGUGGUGCUCGACUACGACCACGCAGCCGGCUCCAGCCCCAGCCACACCUUUUCCGACUCGCCCUUCUUUUACGACCGCUCCGCCGCCAACGGCAGCGGACAGGCCCUCUUCCAGAAUGCCAGCAACGUACAGCCGCACUCGAACCCGCACGUCAGCUACUACUUCCCCGCAGGCGUCGGCCACUACCACUACGGCGAGAGGCACCCCAUGAAGCCCGCCCGCCUCACCCUCACAAACGGCCUCGUCCUCGCCUACGGCCUGCACAACCACAUGCAGGUCUACACCCCCCGCGAGGCCACAAAGGACGAGCUCGAGGCUUUCCACGAUUCCGACUACGUCGACUUCCUCAGCACCGUCACCCCCUCGACCCCGCCCUCGCCGGCCUUUACCCGCUUCAACUUUGCCGACGACUGCCCCGUCUUUGACGGCAUGUACGACUUCUGCAAGUCGUACGCCGGCGCAUCCCUCGCCGGUGCGCGCAAGCUCGCCGCCGGCCAGACCGACAUCGCCAUCAACUGGUCCGGCGGCCUCCACCACGCCAAAAAGUGCGAGGCCAGCGGCUUCUGCUAUGUCAACGACAUUGUCCUCGCCAUCAUGGAGCUCCUCCGCUACCACCCGCGCGUCCUCUACAUCGACAUCGACAUCCACCACGGCGACGGCGUCCAGGAGGCCUUCUACAACUCCAACCGCGUCAUGACUGUCUCGUUCCACAAGUACGGCAACGACUUCUUUCCGUGCACGGGCAACAUCAACGAGAUUGGCACGAGCCUCGGCAAGCACUUUUGCCUCAACGUGCCCCUCCAGGACGGCAUCGACGACGCCGGCUACGUCAGCCUCUUCAAGAGCGUCAUGGAGCCCUGCAUCACCACCUUCCGCCCCGCUUCCAUUGUCCUCCAGUGCGGCGCAGACAGCCUCGGCCUCGACCGGCUGGGCUGCUUCAACCUCUCGAUUGCCGCCCACGGCGAGUGCGUACGCUUCAUCAAGUCGUUUGGCCUGCCCCUCCUCGUCCUCGGCGGCGGCGGCUACACGAUCCGCAACGUCGCCCGCUGCUGGGCCUACGAGACCUCGGUCCUCACCGGCUGCCAGAUCCCCGACACGCUGCCCAACACGCCCUACGACGCCUUCUUUGCGCCAUCCUACCGCCUCCACGAGGCCCUCCAGGCCGGCCGCGUCGAAAACCAGAACUCAAAGGCCAGCCUCGAGAAGAUCCGCGUACAGAUCCUCGAACAGCUGCGCUACCUCCACGGCGCCCCCAGCGUUCAGAUGCAGGAGAUCCCACCGGACCUCGCCGGCGGAUGGCUCGAAGAGGAGAUGCCCGGGUCCGGCGGCAAGGACGCCGACGGUUCCAAGACGUCGUAG
Pseudozyma flocculosa PF-1 is the source of this 1362-nucleotide messenger RNA. RefSeq lists its product as uncharacterized. Lineage: Eukaryota; Fungi; Basidiomycota; Ustilaginomycetes; Ustilaginales; Ustilaginaceae. The transcript has a single exon. Gene Ontology annotation, molecular function: histone deacetylase activity. The record is from RefSeq and is a predicted model, not a curated record. Bases 1 to 1362 code for a protein of 453 amino acids.